This is a messenger RNA of Amborella trichopoda, 1788 nucleotides long. NCBI's taxonomy places the organism in Eukaryota, Viridiplantae, Streptophyta, Magnoliopsida, Amborellales, Amborellaceae. The record is from RefSeq and is a predicted model, not a curated record.
AUGGGUCUUCCAUUGGUAGCGGAUACUGUAUCUCUGUUAUCUGAUUCUGCUUAUGAUUCUGUUUCUGAUUCUUGCCACUAUGCAAUGGGCCCUCCAGUGGAUUUCAUCUAUGUUGGAAUGCAAGGGUUGAAGAUGUCGAAAACAAGAGCCAUUAAUAUAAGCUCCAAUAACGAAAAUAUUGAUGCCCUCUGGGAGUUUGUUAGGACUUUAGGGGCUAUGACGCAAAUGAUGAAGGAAGCUAUGUCAGCACCAUCUUCCCCUGCCCCUGACUCAAAUGAUAGCAGUUUGAGAAAGAAAUUUAGGAGGUUGGCUGCUCCAACCUUCUUUGGGCUUGGCGAAGUAGAAAAGGCUGAAAGAUGGAGAAGACAGAUGGAGAAGAUCUUUGAGGUACUGCAAUGCACAGAAGAACAGAAGGUCAGGCUGGGGACCUUUAUGCUGGAAGGGGACGCUGAGCACUGGUUGGGCGCAAUGAAACAGUCCUGGGCAGAAGCAAGAACGGAAGCAAACUGGGAAAACAUUCUUGAAGCCUUCCACGAGAAAUGUGGCAAGCCGAGCCACCAAAUUAGAGAUUGCCUAGUGAGGGGACCUGAAAAUCUACCCAAGACUCAAGGUCAGGUAUUUGCUCUCACUGAGCAGGAGGCUAAGGCAUCAACUUCAGUUAUCAGAGGUACGCUCCAUGUUUAUGGGUUGGAAGCUAAAAUUCUAAUUGACCCUGGAUCCACGCAUUCUUUUGUUGCACCUCACUUUAAAUGCCACAUAAAUGUUAAACCUGCAUUGCUUAACUGGAUAUUGGUUGUUGGUACACCUAUGGGGGAGUCUAUAGAAACUGAUACUGUUUAUAACCGCUGUGAAGUUCUGCUUGAAGGAUGUAUUUUGCCUAUGGACUUAAUCUUGCUAAACAUUCAGGAUUUUGAUGUAAUUUUGGGCAUGGACUGGUUGUCCACGUAUUAUGCUACAGUAAUUUGUUAUGAUAAAACUGUGACCUUCUUAUGCCCAAAUUUGCCUACGUUCAUAUUUGUUGGUAUUAAAGAUAUUUUCCCUAUACACCUUAUCUCAGCCCUUCGGGCUUCCCUCCUAUUAGCCAAAGAAUGUGUUGGGUAUUUGGCAUAUGUAGUAGAGAAUGGGGAUGUCCAGUCCAAGUUGAAGGAGAUACCAGUGGUGAGGGAGUAUCGGGAAGUUUUUCUCGAAGAGUUGACUUCUCUGCCUCCAGUCAGAGAGAUAGAGUUUGAAAUAGAUGUGGUUCCUGGGUUUGUGAAAAAGAAAGAUGGAUCUUUAAGACUUCGUAUGGAUUACAGACAGCUGAACCAGGUCACUAUAAAGAACAAGUACCCCUUGCCUAGAAUUGAUGACCUUUUUGAUCAACUACAAGGGGCCCCAGUAUUUUCUAAAAUUGACCUCCGAUCGGGUUGUCAUCAACUAAGGGUCAAGGAAGGGGAUGUCCCUAAGAUCGCAUUUAGAACCCGGUAUGGCCACUAUGAGUUCUUGGUAAUGCCAUUUGGAUUAACCAAUGCCCCGGCAGUCUUCAUGGAUUUGAUGAAUAGGGUGUUUAGACCCUUUUUGGAUGAUUUUUUGGUGGUCUUUAUAUAUGAUAUUUUGAUAUUUUCAAGAAACCUGGAAGAGCAUGGGCAGCACUUAAGAACGGUCCUCCAAACCCUGAAAACAGGAACAUUGUAUGCCAAGUUGGGGAAGAGUGAGUUUUACCUCCCUAACGUGUCCUUCCUUGGGCACAUUAAUUCUAAGGACAGGGUCGCAGUUGAUCCUUGUAAAGUUGAAGCUGUUCUAAACUAG